UCAAACGGAUAACUAAACAAAAAGAAAUGCUUCUUCAAUUGUCAGUGUCCCUUAAAUGGAGAAAUCACCACCAUCACCACCACCACAACCAGCCCUCUGCCGCCAUUGUAUGUUCACUCAGCAAGAAAGGCCAGCGUCUCCUCUCCUCCAUCGACUCUGCCGGCGGAGAUUCCACCAUUUCUCAUCGCCUCAUUCGCAAAUUCGUCGCCUCAUCAUCAAAAUCUGUUGCUCUCAACACUCUAUCUCAUCUUCUCUCUUCUGAUAUCCGACAUCACUCUUCUCUCUCCCUACCAAUGUACGAGUGGAUUACUGAAGCUUCUUGGUUCGAAUGGAACCCUAAAUUAAUCUCUACUGUCAUUGCUUCACUUGAGAAUCAAGGACAAUUUGAUGUAUCUGAAAAACUCAUUUCUGAUUCAGUUCAGAAAUUAGCCUCUCAAGAGCGAGAACUUGCGCUGUUUUACUGUAAUUUGAUUAAUUCUUACUCGAAAUACGGUUCUAAGAAAGGGGUUUUUGAUUCUUACAAUUGCUUAAAGAAACUUCUCUCUGGGUCUUCUUCUCUGAAUCGUCAAGCUUAUGAAUCGAUGAUUAAUGGUUUGUGUAUAUUGGAUUUGCCUCAUGAUGCAGAGGAAAUGAUGGAGAAGAUGAGAUUAGAAGGGUUUAAGCCUUCUGAUUUCGAGUUCAGGUCUGUUGUUCUUGCAUAUGGGAGAUUAGGAUUGUUAAAUGAAAUGAGAAGAGUUCUUGAUCAAAUGGAGAAUUCUGGUUAUACUUUAGAUACAAUCAGCUCAAACAUUGUUCUUUCUUCGUACGGGGCUAAUAAGGAAUUAUCUGAAAUGGUUGUAUGGAUAAAGAAAAUGAAGAACUCGAACGUUCCAUUUUCAGUUCGUACUUACAAUUCUGUACUGAAUUCAUGUCCAACUAUCAUGGCAAUGUUGAAAGAACCCGAGUUUUUACCUCUUUCAAUCGAAGAAUUGAUCGAUAAUGUGAAGAGAGUGGAAGGGGAGUUGGUUCAAGAACUAAUAGAUGGUUCAUCAGUACUACUUGAGAAUUUGAAAUGGGAUUCUUUAGAAGGGAAACUGGAUUUACAUGGAAUGCACUUGGGGACUGCCUACGUGAUCUUGUUAGAAUGGAUGGACAAGUUAAAGUCAAGGUUUCACGGUGGAGGAGAAGAUUCAGUAGUGAUUCCGGCAGAGAUUAGGGUUGUUUAUGGGCUAGGUAAACAUAGUAGUGUUAUGGGAAAAUCUCCGGUUAAAGCUUUGGUUUCAGAAAUGAUGGUUAGAUUGAAAAGUCCAAUGAGAAUUGGAAGGAAGAAUGAUAUUGGAAGUUUUGUAGGGAAAGGAAAAGCAGUAAGAGACUGGUUAUGUCCUGUGGUGUCAAAUGAAACUCUUGCAAGACUAUCUGCCACUAGAGCUCUCGAAUAAGACUAGAGAGUGGUGGAAAGGUUCAAACUCUCACAGGCCGGCUUGAAAACAUAGGCAUAUUAUACAUCUCACCACGUUCUGGUUCUGAAGACAUGGCAGAAAUAAUUUUUUUUUUCUUUCUUCCUUUUUAGAUAAUGGUUCCA
Molecule: messenger RNA, 1561 nt
Organism: Papaver somniferum (opium poppy)
Lineage: Eukaryota; Viridiplantae; Streptophyta; Magnoliopsida; Ranunculales; Papaveraceae
Product: pentatricopeptide repeat-containing protein At2g17033-like
Exons: 3
Coding region: 27-1418 (463 amino acids)
Molecular function (GO): protein binding
Source: RefSeq, a predicted model, not a curated record